Molecule: messenger RNA, 1146 nt
Organism: Entamoeba invadens IP1
Lineage: Eukaryota; Evosea; Mastigamoebida; Endamoebidae
Exons: 1
Coding region: 1-1146 (381 amino acids)
Source: RefSeq, a predicted model, not a curated record
AUGAUCAAAAAGUUAGAUCCAUAUCAUUUACAAAUUGUUGCUCAACACUUUUUCUUUGCAGAUGAUUUUAUUAAUAUGAUUCUUGUAUGCAAAAAAUAUUCAUGUAUUUUAGACAGAUUUAGAUACAAUCCCAUACCCAUAACUUCCACCAAAUUAUUUCCAAAUAUAGAAACACAGUAUUUAUAUAACGAGAAAGAUGUCAAAUUGCCAGAAAUAAAACACGUUGUUGUGUUGUACAAAGUUGAUAAUUGGUAUGCAAAUAGUCAUUUAAAAGAGCCUAAUAUCACAUUUAAAAACCUUCACGUUACUGUAAAGGACACUGAUAAAAUUACAAAAGAAGACGAACUGAUUCAACUAAUGGAAAACACAAACAUUAGAAAUUAUGGCUCUCGUGUUUUUAACUCUUUUUAUUUUGACACUUUUAAAGUUCCAAUUCAUAUCACAAACCUUGAAAAAUGCGCUUUUAGUGAUUAUGAUGAACUUGAAAGUGUUACUUUAUCUGAAGGUCUUAAAAUUAUUCCAACAAACUGUUUUAGUGGUUGUCUAUCGUUAACAUCGAUACAUAUUCCAUCUUCAAUAACAAAAAUAAUGGAAAACGCCUUUGAAAAAUGUGGAUUUGAAACAUUUGAUAUGCCUUCAUCAAUAUAUUCGAUAGAAAAUGAUGCUUUUAGAUAUUGUGAGAAAUCGAGAGACAUUCACAUCUCACCAAAUGUAAAGAUUAUAUCAAGUGCAACAUUUAUUUUUUGCAAAAAUUUGACAAAUGUAAAACUUCCUGAUAAUUUACAACACAUUCAAGCAUGUGCAUUUAAAAAUUGUAGACAACUUGAAGUGAUCAAAAUCCCAGCAAGUGUGUGUCUUGUUGACAGAGAAGCAUUUAGUGACUGUAUAAAAAUGAAAGAACUUGUUUUUAGUAAUAAUUGUGCUAUUAAAGAACAAGCGUUUGUGAAUUGUACAUCACUCACAAAACUUGUGGUACCAAAUAUUGAAGGAAAAGUUAUUCACAAAAUUUAUAAAGAAGAAAUUCCAAUUUUUAUUAAAUUUUAUGAUAAGUUUGAUUGUGAUACCUACAAUGAUGAAUAUGGAAAAGUUAUUUAUAACAAUUUAAGCCAAGAAGUUUGUUUAUUACUAUUAAAUUUAACAAUUUAA